This is a messenger RNA of Aspergillus uvarum CBS 121591, 2311 nucleotides long. RefSeq names its product SUMO ligase MMS21. The transcript is spliced from 6 exons. Gene Ontology annotation, cellular component: nucleus; Smc5-Smc6 complex. The record is from RefSeq and is a predicted model, not a curated record. Gene Ontology annotation, molecular function: SUMO ligase activity; zinc ion binding. The coding region runs from base 360 to 1967 and encodes 535 amino acids. Gene Ontology annotation, biological process: protein sumoylation; double-strand break repair via homologous recombination. NCBI's taxonomy places the organism in Eukaryota, Fungi, Ascomycota, Eurotiomycetes, Eurotiales, Aspergillaceae.
CGCAGCAGUGUAUGUAAUAGGUAACGGUAAAGGUAAAACAGGUAGGUGCUUGAACAAACGAAACAGGUUUCUUUUGGUUUGGAUCUAUCGUUUCUUUGACUUGGUCUGUCCACGAAGUUGAACAAAGAACGCCCUCACACUACCACCAGACCAGACCACACCCAAGACCAAAACCACACAGCACGUACGGCUAACCCCCCUUCUGAUCAACAAGCGAUUUUGUUGGCAGAACAAGUCGGAUCUGACGAGAGCAAUAUCAGAAACAACAGCAACAGCCACAACAACAACAGUAGCAGCAGCAGCAGCGUCUACAACCCCAAACCAAUAUACGUGUUGCAAGUGCAAGUCCUUCUUUCAGAAUGCCCCUCCGCCGCCGAAACGAACCUGCACCCACCUCCUCAUCUUCCACCACAACCACAGCCUCCUCCACAAUCCCCCAACCACCACCCUACCAGCCCCCAACCAUCUCCAACCCCAAGUCCGACCAAUUGACCCUCUACGCAACCUCACACGCCGCCCUCCUCGGCCUCCUGACCAGCCAACCCCUCCGGAACCUGAAGACGCAUCUCCAGCAUGCGCAGGAAAAGUUGACCGAGGCGGCCGGGGAUAUCAACGAGCGGCUGACGGACGCAGAGGAGCGGAUGCGCCGGAAGAAGGAGCGGAACGCUGAGGAAGGAAAGGAUGAUGAUAAUGAUGAGGAGGAGGUGGCCGCGCUCAAAGAAAAAGUGAAAGCUACAACUGCCAAAUUGGAUCAGAAGAUGCGGGGUGCGAUUGAUGCGGAGGUUAAACUGGAGGGGCUGAGUGAGAUGCUACGGGGCUUGGACGGCAAUGUGAAUGUGGUGGAUGGCGCGGUGGUUACUAGGAGUCGAUCGACGAGAACUAGUCGGCGAAGUAGGAGGGAUGAAGAUGGGGAUGAGGAAAUGGAGGAUGCUGAUGCUCGUGACGAUGAGGAGGAGGGCCAGGAAGGCGAUAACGACGAAGAGAAUCCCGGACCGACAUUGGUGGGCAAGAUAGAGGAGAGUGUCACCGCGACGAAGGACAAGUGGAGUGGGUUGUCGCUCACCCAGAAAUACUCCACCAACAACGCCUAUAUCGGAUUCUAUCGCAUCAUCCACGAAGCCAAACACCCGGGUGAUGAUAUUCCCCCACUCCCGCAUGCCUCGACCUGGUUCGCCCACCUCGAAGAUGUAGCCGACAAGAAACACACAACUUCGGCUACCAGCAGCAGGGGCGCCGCGACAAGCGCAGUAUCAGGAAUGUCGACUACCUCUCGCCACGCCGAAAAUCCUUCCGCUGAGGAUGUCGAUGACGAAAGUGCUUCAGACGAAGACAUCGCUAUUUCCCGUGAACGCAUUUCUCUCAAGUGCCCGCUUACUCUCCUCCCCUUCCAGGAUCCGGUCACCAGCACCAAAUGCCCGCAUAGCUUCGAGCGCGAGGCUAUCACCGCGAUGAUUGCGCAGAGCCGCACCACCGCCCCGGACCCGAGACACGCUUCGUCCAGUGGACACGCGGGCCGACGUGCGCGCCGCGUGCACUGUGUCAAAUGUCCGGUGUGCGAGGUGGUUUUGACCGAGUUUGAUCUGCGAAGUGAUCCCGUUCUUCUGCGCCGGUUGAAGAGAGCCGAGGCUGCCCAAAGGCGCGAGCAGGAAGAACUCGAGGAGGAAGAGUAUGAUCAAGGAGGUGUUGGUGGGCGGAGGAAGAGAAGUAGGAAAAGCGGGAUCACGCUUGCUAGUGAUGAUGAGGAUGGCUACACAGCUACCUCAAGAAGAGUGGCGUCUCAAGAAGACCGGAUCAGAAUCAAACAGGAACGCGGUGUCUCCGUCGCUGCUGUUGUGGACCUGGAGGCAGGUGAAAAUGUGGGAAAUGAAGAUGAGGAGGACGAAGAAUUCGAGGACGAAGGACAUUGGCAGGCAGGAGAUGAGGAUGAUGGGGAGGAGGACGAGGAUGAGAACCAGGAGGCGAGGUAGAUGAAGAUCAAGAGAUGGAAGAGAAAAGCGAAGAGGAGGAAGCUGGUGAGGGAAGUCAGGAGAUGAGGCAGCUGAAUUUCAGGAGCAGGAAAGCAAAGAGGAUGAGAUGGAGGUUGAAGAAGAGGUAAAGGAGCAUGAGACAAAGGAAACCCAAGGACAUGAGGGGGAAGUGGAUGAAGAAGAUGAAGAGGAGCUAGGGCAAGAGAAUCAGGAACCACAGGAAACACAUGGAGAAGAAAGGCAGGAGGAUGCGGUGGAUAUGGAUGAGGCAAUGCAAUAUGUCGAUGCUGAAUCAGCUGAACAACAAGACCAUCAGGAUGUCCAUCAAGAAGAGAGAAAAAUAG